UCACACACACUCUGCACUUCAUACACACACUGACUCAUUGUCUCCGCUGCCAGCAGGAAGUCUGCUGCACCAGCUGCAAGUCUGAGCGGAAAAAGAGGCAUCUUUAUGACUGUUCUUGAAUCUGACCGACACAGUCCAACUUGAACACACAGCCUCUGGACAAAACUAUCAUGAGAGUCUUCUGCCCGUUCUUCAUGCUGCUUCUGUUUAGUGCAAGACUUACCCCAUCAUGGGCACAAUACCAGUACCAGAGUUUGAUGAACUAUUUAGAAAACAGAAUGUUGGCCAUGGAGGAGCGAAUUUCACUGUGGCAUGAGCAAACCAGUCGUUACAAUUCAGAGUUGAAGGAAUUCCGACAGCAGGCAACUGAUCUGAUGGACCGGCUAGGCAAGGACCAUGUGAAACUGAAGCUGGAUCUAGAUGGGGCAGGGGUCCGUGUGGAGCGAGUGGAGCGAGAGAUGGACUACAUCGAGACCCAGAACCCUCCAAAGCCUUGCACCAAGGCAGAGGACAAAAUGAUAGAACAAGGAGGAACGGCGAAACCUAAUAGGAAGGAAGAGGAACUCCUUCCAGGGACAGGUUGUGCGGACGUUGUGUCUAGCAUCAGAGCCAUGAAGAUUCUAAAGCGUAUUGGCAAUCCAAAGGGCGUGUGGACAAGAGAUUCUGUCACAGCAAAGGUUUACAUUUUCAGCGGCACUGAAGGCGACACAGUCAGUGAGUUCAGCUUGGUGAGUGCACUCUCAUCCUCCCCUUCCAGCUCUCGUUCUAUAAGUCUACCCACCUUCUGGAAUGGAACGGGAAACACUGUGCACAAUAACCACAUAUACUACGUGAGUGAGGACUCGGAGGUGCAAAUAAUGAAAUUUGAACUACGCAAUGGCUCCUUGGUGGAUAGUGCUGUGUUCCCAGUAGAUGACAGGAGCCCUGUUUACGCACUGAACCCAGAGACAGUGGUGGAUCUUGUGGCGGAUGAGGAAGGCUUGUGGGCUCUGUAUGGGUCGAAGGACAAUAUCAACCUAGCCAAGAUGGAUGCAGACACACUAGACACGGAACAGAUGUGGGACACAGGCUGUCCAAGGGAGAACGCUGAGUCAGCAUUUGUGGUUUGUGGCACGGUGUAUGUUGUCUACAACACCAGACCGCCAAGUCGCUCUCGAAUCCAGUGUGUGUUCGAUGUGAAUGACAUGGUGACAAGUGGAGAGGCUCCGUUGUUGUACUUCCCACGCAGGUAUGGUGCACACUCCAGCCUCAAGUACAAUGCCAAGGAGAGGCAGUUGUAUGCUUGGGAUGAUGGAUAUCAGAUUCUUUACAAGUUGACCUUGAAGCCAAAGCUUUGGGUCUAACCUUUGGCAUCCAGAUUUCUCAGCCGUAUGUACAUUUGCAAUCAAGACCUUGUGUCGUGUACUUAUUCCUCUUACUAUACGUUUUACUUAUGUUUACUACUACUAAGCAGCAUUUCGACAAUGGAAUUCUUGUAGUUAUUUGUGUCUGGCUGUAAGGCCAUAUAAGAGUACUUUUAAUGAUUGGUCAUUAUGUGAAUAAUUAAAACAAUACAAACUCAUUACAAUGUACAUUUUCUA
Messenger RNA from Sardina pilchardus (European sardine), 1580 nucleotides. RefSeq names its product olfactomedin-like 3a (gene olfml3a). The record is from RefSeq and is a predicted model, not a curated record. Lineage: Eukaryota; Metazoa; Chordata; Actinopteri; Clupeiformes; Clupeidae. Bases 171 to 1343 code for a protein of 390 amino acids. Gene Ontology annotation, biological process: signal transduction. The transcript has 3 exons.